AUGACACCCGCCAUCGGCACCCAAGACCUUGAGCCCUUCGUCGCCCUGGCAAACCGCCUUGCCGACAGCGCGGGCGCCGUCUCAAGCCGCUACUUCCGCACCCCGGUGGCUGUGGACGUGAAGGCCGACGCAUCCCCCGUCACCAUCGCGGACCGGGAGGCAGAGGGCGCCAUGCGGGACCUCCUCUCCACACACGCCCCCACGCACGGCGUGUUUGGCGAGGAGUUUGGCCAUGCCUCCGGCUCCGACCCGGACUGGACGUGGGUGCUGGACCCCAUCGACGGCACCAAGUCCUUCAUCACCGGCCGGCCCCUCUUUGGCACCCUGAUUGCCCUGACACACAGGGGAGUACCUGUGCUGGGGGUGCUGGACCAGCCCAUCCUGAGGGAGAGGUGGGUGGGGGUGCUGGGGGCGGAGACGUCCCUCAAUGGCCUCCCCAUCCACACCCGGCCAUGCGCCAGCGUGGGGGAUGCCUACCUCUUUGCGACCACGCCACAUAUGUUCUCAGGUCCAAACGCUGAGGCCUUUGCUCGAGUGAGAGAUGCCAGCCGCAUCCCCCAGUACGGCUGUGACUGCUAUGCGUAUGGCCUGGUGGCGCGAGGGUUGGCCGAUGUGGUGGUGGAGGCCGACCUGAAGCCGUAUGAUUUUCUGGCCCUGGUGCCCAUCCUCGAGGGGGCGGGCGGCGUCAUGACCGACUGGAUGGGGGAGGCGCUGCGGCUAGACCCGGAAACCAUCACAGAAGCACACGAGGUGGUGGCUGCCGGGGAUGCCAGGACCCAUGCGCAAGCCCUGGAACUCCUGGACUGGAGGCGCUGA
This is a messenger RNA of Auxenochlorella protothecoides, 816 nucleotides long. RefSeq names its product Bifunctional phosphatase IMPL2, chloroplastic. NCBI's taxonomy places the organism in Eukaryota, Viridiplantae, Chlorophyta, Trebouxiophyceae, Chlorellales, Chlorellaceae. The record is from RefSeq and is a predicted model, not a curated record. Bases 1 to 816 code for a protein of 271 amino acids. Gene Ontology annotation, molecular function: histidinol-phosphatase activity. Gene Ontology annotation, biological process: L-histidine biosynthetic process. The transcript is spliced from 2 exons.